This is a messenger RNA of Anopheles funestus (African malaria mosquito), 615 nucleotides long. RefSeq lists its product as uncharacterized. Gene Ontology annotation, molecular function: nucleic acid binding. The record is from RefSeq and is a predicted model, not a curated record. Bases 1 to 615 code for a protein of 204 amino acids. Gene Ontology annotation, biological process: DNA integration. NCBI's taxonomy places the organism in Eukaryota, Metazoa, Arthropoda, Insecta, Diptera, Culicidae. The transcript has a single exon.
AUGGCCUUGAGAAGAUAUACGGACCUAAGGAAAAAGAUGGAGAAAGAUCCCGAAUUAGCGAAUGCUAUCACCCAAAAGAUGAAGGACUAUUUUGGACCGAUACGUAUCACCGUUGGACGUCGCCAUGAGAAACGAUCUAGAGCGAUCUUCACCUGCCUGACAACGCGAGCGAUUCAUUUGGAGGUGGUCCACUCGCUUACAACAGCCUCCUGCAUUCUGACGAUCCGCCGAUUCAUCGCGAGACGUGGAUCACCACGUAAGAUCAGCAGUGACCAGGAUACUAAUUUCGUCGGAGCAGCGCGAGAGCUACGAGGACGUCGACGAGCCUUGAAGGACGACACGGAAGUGUUAAUGGAAAGGUUUUCGAGUCCGGUAAUGAAUUGGAUUUUCAACCCACCAUCCGCGCCUCACUUUGGUGGAUCUUGGGAGCGUCUGGUCCAAUCGGUCAAGAAGACGCUAAGCAACCUGGAUUUAUCCAAAACUCCGAGCGACGAGCAGCUGACAUCAACCCUAACGGAAAUAGAACUGAUUAUUAUUUAUUUCAGAUCACUGACGUACAUACCUCGGAGACGAGAUGGAUUCUCCGAUAACGCCAAACCACCUCCUGUCGUGUAG